AUGAGUACUGGGUUCAAGGUGGAUUUUGCCUCGAAGGAGGAUAUUAUAAAGUGUAAUUAUGAAGAAUGCGAAGAUAGAGGAAAUAACUUGAGUUUUAAUAGUGAUGUGAACAGUGUCACUUAUGAUGAUGUUUCUUCAAUAAGUGAAGAAUUUUCAGAAUAUAAUUUAUCACGCACCCAGAGUUCAUUGGCUCCACCAAUAGAAGCUUCUGCAAUUAGGGACGUAGAAGAAGCAUGGAGAGCCUUAUCUAAAGAAUUAGAAGAAAAUCACUCAAAACCAAUAAUUCGUACUCUUGGGACUGUUUUUGUAACAAGAGAGGAAGUUGGAACAAAGGAUUCAAUUGAAUAUAGAGUAUUUUAUAAAAAUGAAGAAGGUAAAAAAAUCUCACCAUGGCAUGAUGUGCCGUUGUGGUUUUCAGAAACACCUCUGUUAUAUAAUAUGAUCAUUGAGAUUCCAAAAUUGACCAAUAAGAAAUUUGAGAUCAACACAAAAGAAGAAUAUACUCCCUUAUAUCAGGAUAGAAAGUUGGAAAGGCUUAGAACUUAUCCAGGUCCAAUUCCUUGGAAUUAUGGUGCUUUUCCACAAACGUGGGAAGAUCCAAAUAAGAAGGGAGACGAGAAUGUUGAUUUUAGUCACGGUGACAAUGAUCCUCUUGAUGCUGUUGAAAUUGGAGUAGGACCUCUUCCACGUGGAACAGUUAUACCAGUAAAAAUUCUAGGUUGUCUUGCUUUAAUUGAUGAUGAUGAAUUGGAUUGGAAAGUCGUAUGUAUUCGUGUUUGUGAUCCUAAUGCAUCACAACUUAAUGACAUUACAGAUGUGGAAAAGUUUUUCCCUGGCACUAUAGAUAGGAUUAGGAGAUGGUUUGGGCUUUACAAAGCAGUUGAGAACAAAGAUAUUGCAAAGGUUAAUAUGUAUGGACAUUUUGGAGAACCUCAAUCUGCGGAAUUUGCUCAUACAGUAAUUACAGAAACUCACCAUUCAUAUUUACGCCUUAUUAAGGGAGAAGCAGCGAAUUCGUGUUCAUUAUGGAUACCUAGAAGUCUUUCUAAUAGUAAUGAAUCAGAAUUAUGUCACACAGUAUGCUCUACAAACAGCACUGCUACUGUAUCUAGCAAUGAUAUUGAAGGAUUUCCUGUUAAUGAAGCGAUUAAAUGA
Messenger RNA from Cryptosporidium ubiquitum, 1155 nucleotides. RefSeq lists its product as uncharacterized. The coding region runs from base 1 to 1155 and encodes 384 amino acids. The record is from RefSeq and is a predicted model, not a curated record. Gene Ontology annotation, cellular component: cytoplasm. Lineage: Eukaryota; Apicomplexa; Conoidasida; Eucoccidiorida; Cryptosporidiidae. Gene Ontology annotation, biological process: phosphate-containing compound metabolic process. The transcript has a single exon. Gene Ontology annotation, molecular function: magnesium ion binding; inorganic diphosphate phosphatase activity.